Messenger RNA from Puntigrus tetrazona (Sumatra barb), 5202 nucleotides. RefSeq names its product transmembrane protein 94 (gene tmem94). The transcript has 32 exons. Lineage: Eukaryota; Metazoa; Chordata; Actinopteri; Cypriniformes; Cyprinidae. The record is from RefSeq and is a predicted model, not a curated record. The coding region runs from base 370 to 4464 and encodes 1364 amino acids.
CGCCCUUCCAGUCACUAACAUGGCCGUCACCAGGGAGUGAUUCCAAGGAUUUUGAGACGAAUAUUAUUUGAUUCUGCUUAAACACUCUUGAUGAUUGACGAUGCCACUUGCGGGUCGUUAAUGUUGCAGCUCUAUAACAUCCCUUUGAAUGUAAGAGAAGCCACACCCACUCAUUGGUUCCAUUUCCCUGGGCACGACUACAGCCCCGACAUCCGUCCCUCAGACUGGCAGUGCCCGCAGGUGCAGCGUCUUGGAGCUGGGGGCCACCGUUGCCUUCCUCUGCCAGCCGGGCUGGGAUUGGGACAAGUGUGGACCGUAACUACCAGCUCUGGGCAUCUCGACAGAGUAUGGUGAGAGACAGCGGCUGCCAUGGAGCUACAGGAUAAGAAACAGGAGGAGGAGGCGACUCCACUGGGACUGUCCACGGCUCAGGCUCUGUGCACCCUUCGGGACCAGCUGUCUAACUUACUGGGACAACACCAGAAAUUCAGCCGCCGUAGAUCCACCGUACAGGAGCUGUGGGCUAAGAGCUUUCUUCAUCAUGAAAGCCGGCAUUCGUGCUUCCAUUGGCCAGGAGCUGUUCUCACUCUGGUUGUGGUGGUUGGGCUGUUGUGUUGUCAUGGCAGUCAGCCGGCGGGCAGUCAAGGCAUAGAGUUGGUGAACGCGGGUGCACUCUUCCUCCUGCUGCUGCUGAACCUCUUCCUCAUCGGGCGGCAGCAGAGGUUACGGAUGAGUGAGAUGGUGCGGAGGCUCAAGUCCAUCAUCUCACAGCUAAACGAUUAUUUGGAGAGAAGUGCAGGACAUCAAAUCAGAUGGGCUCCCUCUUUGUAUCCUGACCUCUACACCCCCACUUCCCCUUCCUGGUCAUUGCAUUGGACAUUCAGAGACGAGCAGCUGGUUAAUCUACCUGUCAGUCUCUUGGUGGAAGGUGAUAUCAUCGCUCUUAGACCAGGCCAGGAAGCCUUUGCAUCUCUCAGAGGCAUCAAGGACGACGAACACAUCGUGCUGGAGCCAGGAGACCUUUUCCCGCCAUUUUCUCCUCCUCCGUCCCCACGUGGGAAUGAGCGGAGGGGCCCCCACAGUCCCCAGCAGUACCGCCUCUUCAGGGUGGUGCGCACACCUAUACUCGACAGUGUCAGGAACAGUCUUGACCUGGCUCUCUCCCGUCCAAUCACAGCCCUUGAUAAUGAACGGUUCACAGUGCAGUCCAUCAUUGCCAAAUUUGCCUGUCCCGCUGUAUUGGUGGCCUUUUUCUCUAUUAACACGAUCCGGUUCUUCUGUGACACUCCUGGUCUCACCCCUGGACCUUUCAACUUCCUUCAGUUGCAGAUGAUGGGCGUAUUGCCCAUUUUACCUCUUCUGUUUCCUGUGAUGUGGAUUCUGGUGAAUGCGUAUGGAGAGGCCCGCGUGUUAGCAGAGUCCAGCCGUAACUCUCCCACUGGCCUGCUCGCUAAGUUCUCAGAGGACACUCUAAGCAGCUACACGGAAGUGGUGUCCUCCCAGGAGAUGCUACGCUGUGUGUGGAGACACCUGGUCAGUGUGUUGAAGGGAGAGUCCCAGACCCUCUGUUAUACCUCCAGUCUGCUGCACUCGUUGGGUUCAGUCACUGUGCUGUGCUGUGUGGAUAAACAGGGCAUUCUGUCCUGGCCCAACCCCAGUCCCGAGACCGUGCUGUUUUUCAGUGGACGAGUAGAACCUCCUCAUGACAGCCAAGAUGACCUCAGAGACGACCUUUCAGUCAACUCCCUCUGCAGGACAGAGGGCGAGGAGGAACGAGACGAGCCCCAGGAAGGUGAAGCACUGCUGUGUUUACCAGCAUUUGAACCCUCCCUUCACAUGGCUGAGCAGGAACCCAGCGAGACGUCACACGACACCGCUCGCUCCUCAGACACCCAGCGCCAGCGUCGAGGACCCCAAACCACCCGCUCCAAACACCCGUCGGGGUCCAACGUCAGUUUCAGCCAUGACACUGAGGGUGGUGAUGAUGACAUAAUUCAGCCAUGCGGUGUGGGUGAUGAUCUGUGUGAAGCAGAAGACUUUGUGUGCGACUAUCAUCUGGAGAUGUUGAGCCUGUCCCAGGAUCAGCAGAACCCCGUCAGCAUCCUUUUUGAUGAUUCCAGUUGGCAGAAUCACUUGCCCUCUUUGAAGCCCCUGGGCUUGAAUAUCCUACUGAACCUGUGCAAUGCCACCGUCACCCAACAGCUCUGCAGAUUUUCAGACCACUUGUCAAACCUGGCUCUGCAGGAAUGCCAUGGGGCGGUUCUACCUGUUCAUGUUCCUUGGGGCCUCUGUGAACUAUCUCGUCUUAUAGGUUUUACUCCAGGAGCGAGGGAACUGUUUAAGCAUGAGAAUCAUCUGGCUCUAUAUCAGCUUCCUUCCGGAGAGAAGGCCAAAGAAUCUGCUCCCCGGCGCCUCCAUCACUUCACUAAACGCCAGCCCCCCAUCAGUCACCUCAUCAGUCUGUUCGUCAGGGACAGCACUACCAAUAAUGUACAGAUGCUGUCCCACGGCUCAGCUGACCUCAUCCUGGAAGCUUGCACAGAUUUCUGGGAUGGGGCUGACAUCUAUCCGCUGUCUGGCUCGGAUAGGAAAAAGGUUUUAGAUUUCUACCAACGUGCCUGUCUGUCAGGAUAUUGUUCUGCAUUCGCCUAUAAGCCUAUGCAGGUGACAUUGUCUGGACAGCUCAAUGGAAAAUGUGUGGAACUGGCUCCAGGCCCCACUCUCUUUUCUGGGGUGGAGCUUCCCGGCACAACCCCCAUCAAACACGGCAGCCGCAGGAACAGCUGGAGCUCGGAUGAGGGUAUUGGAGAAGGUUUGGAGAAGGAGGACUGUGUGCAGGCUCUGAGUGGCCAGAUCUUCAUGGGAAUGGUGUCAUCCCAGUUCCAGGCGAGACUGGACACUGUACGGCUCAUUGAGAACCUGGUGGGAGCCUGUAUCCGCUUUGUGUACUUCUCCAUGGAGGACGAACUGCGCAGCAAAGUGUUUGCAGAGAAGAUGGGUUUGGAGACAGGCUGGAACUGUCACAUCUCUCUGACCCCAAACGGAGAUGGUCACUGCGAUGGUGCUCCAUCCAGUCCAAGCCAAGCAGGAUCUCUACAUGAUGACCUUCUUCAUGAUUCUCGUGAUGAUGCAGAGGGCCCACUACUGCCUGAGGACCAAUCAGAUCUUGCCAGCUUCCAGCCUACUGAUAGUGACGUGCCCAGCUUCUUAGAAGACUGCAACAGAGCCAAACUGCCUCGUGGCAUUCAUCAGGUUCGGCCACAUUUGAAGAACAUAGACAACGUGCCUCUACUAGUGCCCCUAUUCACAGACUGCACCCCUGAAACAAUGUGUGAAAUGAUGAAGAUCAUGCAGGAGAACAGAGAGGUGACAUGCUGUUUGGGGAGCUCCGCAAACUUCCGUAACAGCUGCCUUUUUCUGCAGAGUGACAUCAGUAUCUCCCUGGAUCCUCUGUACCCGUCCCGGUGCUCAUGGGAGACCUUUGGGUAUGCUGCUGGCUGCGGGCUGAAUGAAGACUGUGAUGAGCUGUCUCCUCUGGGGCUCAGUGCUAGUCUCAACAGCCUCGCCUGCUCCAUGUCCUUCCAUCAGGGCGAGAGUGUCAGCAUGGUCAAACUCAUAGAGCAGGCAAGACACACCACUUACGGCAUUCGCAAGUGCUUCCUCUUCCUACUGCAGUGUCAGCUGACACUGGUCAUCAUUCAGUUCCUGGCCUGCCUUAUUCAGCUGCCUCCUCCCAUGAAUAUCACAGACAUACUGUGGCUUUCCUGCUUCUGUUACCCACUGCUAAGUGUGUCCUUCUUGGGAAAGCCUCCUGACAGUUCAGUGAUGACAGUCGCUACUGGAAAGAAUCUGGACUCCAUACCACGCAAGACUCAGCACUACUUCCUGGGCUGGUUCCUGUUGAAGUUCGGUCUGACGAUGUUGGCCUACUUAGUCGGCUUUGGGUUUUCUCUACAGGAAGUGUGUUCUAGAGCAGCUAACCUCACAAAAAUUGAUAACAGCACCAUCACCUGCUCUCACAUACUGGUAUCCAGCUCCGAGGAUGGCCCACAGUGGUUUGGGGAAUUAUCCAAUGGGCUGCUUUUGAUUCAGAAGAUCAUGGCAGGUUUUCUGGCUUUGCACACAGUGGUCAUCUCUCUGAGCUAUGUCCACCGUUCACAACCACUGUGGAGGAGGAACCCAUUCAGUAACACAUGGUGGUGUCUCACAGUGCCUGUGGUGUUGUUGGGACAGGUGGUUCAGGCUGUCGUAGAUUAUCAGUUGUGGCAGGACAGGAGUACAGAGGUGGUCUUCACGUUACAUGAUAUUCCCCUCUUGGUCUGGCUGUUGGUCUCUCUGUCCAUCGUACUUGUGGUGCUAAUCAAUGAAGCAGUAAAACUGCAUGAAAUCAGGGUACGAGUGCGUUACCAGAAGAGGCAGAAGCUUCAGUUUGAGACUAAGCUGGGGAUGAACUCUCCCUUUUGACCUGUGUCUGUACCGGACACUUAAGUGUCGUGGUUAUUUCAGGGGUGGAGAAGAUGAAGACUCCUUUGGAUUUCCCCCCAACAGAGUGCUUCCUGCGACACCUCCAAUAGGCAGAACUCUUUUUUUUUUUUUUUUUUUUUUUUUUUUUUUUUUCCCAUGAAGGCCACUGAGGGCUGUGUUUUUAAUCAGCGAGAUCCUAAACUAUCUUUUGAUUUUAGGCUUUGCUCAAAGUAAAGAUUUCAUCUGUAUUAUUUGAGGGAUGUUCACAUGCAUGCUGCUUUGGUUUGGACAGGGUCAUUUAAUGGAGGAAUUGUUUUUUCAAUGAGGCUAUUCCUUUAUCACCCUCAAAACCUGAAACUGUAAUGCACGAUAUAGAGAAUAUAUACCAAAAUGUACAAUGGAGGGCUAAAUUAGCAUGACUUUUCUUCUUACUUUUUAGCUUUUUUAUUAGAUGUUGUGAAAUGGGGAUUUUAUUGAUUUCCUUUGUUUCAAACACGACACAGUUGAGCACUCAUGAGAUGAGCUUUAGCUGUAGGGUCUCUUCGUUUGUAUUUUAGCCGUAUGGUUCUUUGUCACACUGCUGAGAGGUUUCUUGCAGUUCGUUUAGUACGUCAUAAGAGCUUGUUGAAGCCUGUUUUAACAGGUUAUAAUGUGAAUGUCAUCACCACAACUUACCUCAUAUUCGGAGAGGAAAUAUUUCAUUCUGUUUUUUUUUUUUUUUGUGAUCAAGUGAAUUCA